AUGCUUCGAUAAGUAAGUGGCAGUGCCAUAACCGUAGAUCCCAUUAAAAAAAGCAAGUCCUCUUGUUCCACACCCAGUAAAGAAUUGCAAAUUGAUCAAAUCAUUCACAAAUAUAUUGGCAUGGACAGAACUGCUGACACAUUCACCUCUUCCAUCACCACCAUGUUCCAUAACACUCUUCCCGAAGAGAAACAGCUCCUUGUCUCUCCAUACAAGAAGUUGACUGAAAGGGAUUGCGAAAAAUAUUUGACAACCUUUCAAAGACUCUCCGAUCGAAAAUCUGAUAAUUUAGAAAGUCCUCAUUAAGAUGAAGAAUUUCAUCAUCUCAAAACUUCCAGCGAUUAUGGUUCCUCCCAUAAUUCAUUGCAUGAACUUGCACAAAAUCUAGAAUAGGUUUUUGAUUCCCCAGAAGGCACCAACAAUAUACAUACAGACAAAAGUCCUGAAUUUUAUAAUCCAGAAACCAAACUCAAAUCUCUACCAAAAGAACUACCUAUCAUCGAGGAAAAUGAAGAAAUCCUCAACACACAUCAAAGAUUAAAUGGACUCAUCACCCAAAUAGAUUAGAAAAUUGGUCUUCAUCAAGUCAAUUAACAAGUCAUUGAAAAAAUUAAAGAAAAAUACCUACCCAGAAAAGAAGAACUCUUGGAAUUCCAAGAUUUCCCUGAAUUCAACCCAUCCGAUUGGCCCAAAGACGAAGACUUAGACAAUCUUAAAAUUGAAUAGCCUAAACAACAAUCCCCCAAAUAAAUUGUUGUUAAAGAAUUCAGAGUUCAAGCUAUUAGAAAUAUCACCUUCAAUUCUAAUGAAUUUAACGAUUUCAUUUAAGAGUAGUUUCAAACAGAAGAAUAAGAAAAAAAAGAUUAUUCUACCGAAUAAUAAAUAAAAAAUGAUAGUCAUGCAGAAUAACAAAUAACUAAAGAUAAUCAAAAUGUUUUUCUACAAAGAAAGAGUUAAAUUCUUAUUGCAAAAAACUCCAAAUUCAAAUUACCUGAAUUAAAAGAUCAUCAAAUAAGAUUAGUAUCAAAAGUAAUAAUAAUUGUAUUGAUAUUGACACUGUUAUCACAAUUAUUUACUUUAAUAUUAUGA
Molecule: messenger RNA, 1089 nt
Organism: Paramecium octaurelia
Lineage: Eukaryota; Ciliophora; Oligohymenophorea; Peniculida; Parameciidae
Source: the annotation of a GenBank genome assembly